GAAGACGGGAAAAUAUUUUGUCUGAGAAACGCUUACUGUGGACUAAAAACAUGGUGACCAUUUUAGCAGGAAAGUGGAUUCUCCGGUCUGUUCUCCUCCUAUUGUGCUGUUUACUGUGUGAAGCUGGAGACGAGACGGUCACACUGCAGGAACUGGAAGGAACCACUUUAACUCUCCAUACUGGGAUAACUGGGAUUAAGAGUAAUGCUCAUAUUCUGUGGAAGUAUGGACCUGAGAAAGCAGAGGAAACGAUAUUGAACAGUGUUGUGGCUAAUGGAACAGUUUAUACAGAAAUCAAAGAGAGAUUUAAAGACCGAUUGCAGCUGGACAGAAGCAGUGGAGCUUUAACCAUCAGGAACAUCAGCAGAAAUGAUUCUGGAGUUUAUUCAUUCCACAUCAUCAAUGGACUUCUCCCACUUAGGACUCUCAUUGUCAGUGUUUAUGCUCCAGUAUCAACUCCAGUAAUAAUAAAUGAAAGAGGAAAGCGAAGUGUGAAUGACACAGAGACAUGUUUCCUCCUGUGUUCUGUGGAGAAUGGAGAAGAUGUGAAGUUAUCCUGGUACAGAGAGAAUGAGAGAAUCUCCAUCACCAAUAACACAGAUCUCAGUGUUCCCCUCAAUCUCCCACUUCAAAUACACCACAAUGACACUAACACUUACAUCUGUGUGUCUGCAAACCCUGUCAGCCAUAAAACAACUUCUCUCAUCAUCACACAGCUCUGUGACGUCUCAGAUGAUUCUUCCUCUUCACUGCUUAUUGCUCUGAUAUCUGUUGGACUUAUUCUGUUAUUUAUUAUGAUAAUAUCUUUGGGGAUUUGGCUGAAAAAGAAAAAAACACAAGAAAAACCUGAGGAACCGACUUCCUCUGAUGUAAAUAGUACAGCUCACAGUGCAGAGAGAGAAAAAGAGGAAGAAAACUCCACAGUAACGGAUGCUGAAGUAGAGAGAGACUCUGUGGUGGAUUCAGACGUGAGGAGCCGCAGCCUGCAUUCUUCUAAUGGUGGACAUGAAGGAAUCCUGAACUGAUGUCCAGAAGAGUUUGGAGAAAUUGCAUAAGAGAAAGAUCUGAUCCGUGUCUUCAGAAUGGCUUUCACAAAAGGAACAGGGGACAAUUUCUAUAUUAAAUUUCUGAUUUAGGAAUUUGUAAGAAGGAUAAAUCUCAUUCAAGAUUUUGAAGUGUAUUUCUUUAGCUUUAGGAGGAACAGGAAAUUUUAAAUAAGCUGUUCUAAGAUAAAUCACAGUAUUCUUCUCAAACAUAUGAUCUGUUUUGUUUCUUUUAAUUUGACAGGGGUAACAGGUUUUUAAAAUGACCUGUCUUAUAUAUUUAUUAGAACAACUAUCACUUUUAAAUUGCAUAUCUCCAAUAUAUAAUGCUGGAAGAACAGGUUUAACUUCAGUAUAAGAAAGAUGGCAUCUCAUCAGCAUUUUUAUUCCAGAAGGUAUUGCAUUAACAACAGUGAAAAACUCUUUCGGGUGAAGGGCAAAGCCAUGUUUCAAAGCAUUAUAGUCUAAAAUGUUACCCUGUUCAUCCAUUAGAUCUCUCACUGACCAUAUAUUCCUGUUUAACCAAUUCCUAUAGCAUAAAGACCUGUUCUUGUGCAAUAUAUAUUUGUUGUACCAAAUUAAAGCAUUAUGAGGUGUAAAAUUGUGUAUGUGGCAAUUUCCAAAAUAAGAGUACUUGUUGGUGGAAUGUUGAUAGUUUCACUGGGAGUUUGCAUACAUCAAAAUCACAUUUGAGAAAAAAUUGAAUUCCACCAAAUUCUUGAAACAAAGCUGAUGGAACUGUAAACCAAAAACUCUUUACAAAAAAAAAUCUUCUUUACAUAGAAACAUUUUUAACCAUUAAAGUUUUAACAAAAUA
Molecule: messenger RNA, 1860 nt
Organism: Tachysurus fulvidraco (yellow catfish)
Lineage: Eukaryota; Metazoa; Chordata; Actinopteri; Siluriformes; Bagridae
Product: CD48 antigen-like
Exons: 8
Coding region: 51-1025 (324 amino acids)
Source: RefSeq, a predicted model, not a curated record